UGUUUAAAAAAAUAUAACAAAGAGAGGGCUAAAAGUGAAAAAAACAUGCGAUUGAAAUUAUUGCUGGACUGAUGAGGGUUUACUCGAUUAGUCGUUUUGGGUCCCAGUGGAACCAGAAGGGCAAGUUAAGACUGCUCUCUCUUCUAGUCUAGGUCCGCUGCUUUCUCAACAGAACCGAAGGAAGUAACCUCUUUGGGAACAAGUAAAGAAAAGAAAAUGGGAGAAGAGAGAGAAGAUCCGCAGAAGCUGAAGAGAAUAUCGGCGGCUGCCUACGAUUACGAGAACGAUCCCAGAUGGCCAGAUUAUUGGUCCAAUAUCUUGAUUCCUCCUCACAUGGCUUCUCGCGCUGAUGUUGUUGAUCACUUUAAGCGCAAGUUCUACCAGCGCUAUAUCGAUCCUGAUCUUGUGGUAGAGGCAAUGUCGUCAAGCAUGCCAUCACAAUCAGCAAGACCAUCUGCUUCAUCGUCAACCUCAUCAUCAGCAGCAAAUAAUGAAGCUCAAGGACGCAAUGCAGGUUCAACCACUAGAAGUCCAGGGGCAUCAGCAGCUGCAGGUUCAAAUACAGCUUCUGUGCGUUGGGAUCGGCAAACAAUACAAUUUUCUGUCAAUGCUUGGGUUUUUAUUGUGGCUGUGCUUGCCCUCUUUCCUCUUGUUCCUUUAAGUCUUUUGAAUAGGGCUUAUCGGCUGUCGUUUCUGGGCACUGCUCUUUCCUCUCUAUACUCUUUGUAUGCACUAUAUGGGAGACCAAGGGCAUGGAAUUUGCAGGCUGUUCAAGUGUAUUUUCAGUCAAUAAUUGCAACCAAAGAUUUUAUCUACUUUAUAUACUGCCUUAUAUUUGUCACUUCACAUCUUUGCCUUAAAUUUGCUUUGAUUCCCAUUUUAUGCCGAGCACUUGAACAUGUUGCAAGGUUCUUAAGGCGUAACUUCAAUCGUUCUAUCUUGUACAGGAAGUAUUUGGAAUAUCCUUGUGUGUGGGUAGAUUCAAACACUACUACACUGAGCAUACUCUCCGCACAUGCUGAGAUUGGACUUGGCUUCCUUCUAAUUGUUUCCUUGUUCUCGUGGCAACGGAAUAUCAUACAGACUUUCAUGUACUGGCAGCUAUUGAAGCUUAUGUACCAUGCUCCGGUUACUGCUGGUUGUCACCAAAGUGUUUGGUCAAAGAUUGGGAGGACAGUUAAUCCUCUUGUCCAGCGCUACGCACCAUUUUUGAACACUCCGGUUUCUGCAAUUCAGCGAUGGUGGCUCAGGUAGAAGACGAAAAUGAAUGAUAUAUAGAAGGAGAUGAAUUAUUCUACAUUAAGUUUAGUUUGCAUCUCCUUUUACAAUAAAAAACUGAUUUGUUAUAGAUGAAGUAGCCAUCUUGACCGUAGAUGGAUACACUAUUCAGCUAAUUACAGCCUUUUCUCUCAUUCUUCUCUUCUUCUCCACCUUACAGGCUUGUGUUAGUAAUUUUUUUUCUUUUUCUAUUUAAUUUUAUGUUCUUAAAAACGUUUUACAUUUUUACACGUGUCAUGGGUAAAAGCUCUAAAGUAAUAUACAAUAGAAUUUCAGUUCUUUUUUGGGUAGAUUGCCUUCUUUCAGCAUAUGCCAUUUUCUUUGAAGCUUAACUUGAAGACUAAUGCUAUUUUAAAUUUGAUGAAACCUUAUACGGCAAUAUCCCAACUUCAUAGAACUGUAUUUGCGCUUUUGGUGUUUUUGAUGUGGUUGGAAUUGAGUUUUAUGGCAGCAACGGUAACUUUAGUGGUAACAAAAAUUAUUUCUACUCAAAUCGAUUCUAUUCAAAACUAGUACCUUUUAAUGUAUUUUAUU
Durio zibethinus is the source of this 1812-nucleotide messenger RNA. RefSeq lists its product as uncharacterized. Gene Ontology annotation, cellular component: endoplasmic reticulum; membrane. The record is from RefSeq and is a predicted model, not a curated record. Gene Ontology annotation, biological process: endoplasmic reticulum tubular network organization; membrane organization. NCBI's taxonomy places the organism in Eukaryota, Viridiplantae, Streptophyta, Magnoliopsida, Malvales, Malvaceae.